UUUCAAGGAGGACACUCUGAUUUCCCAUCUUCAUGGUGAGGCCGUAAACGCACCGUGAAGAAGAGAGAAGGCUAACUGGUUAGCUUGUUAGCUUCACUGCUCGACUGUGUAAAGAUGCAAUUAGCUUUAAGUAAAACGUUUGGCCAGAAACCAGUUAAAUUCCAACUAGAGCAAGAUGGGGACUUCUACAUGGUUGGAUCAGAGGUUGGAAACUACCUGCGCAUGUUCAGAGGCUCUCUGUAUAAAAGAUAUCCAUCUUUAUGGAGGAGGCUGGCCUCAGUGGAGGAGAGGAAGAAAAUCGUAGCAUCAUCACAUGCCACGAGUGUUACUCUGCUGAAGGCAUCCGAAUGUGAAGAGAUCUUCGAGGGUAAUGAUGAGAAAUACAAGGCGGUGUCCAUCAGCACAGAGCCUCCAGCUUACCUCAGGGAGCAGAAAGCAAAGCGGAGCAGUCAGUGGGUCCCCACGCUGCCCAACAGCUCUCAUCAUUUAGAUGCUGUGCCUUGCUCCACCACCAUCAACCGCAACCGAAUGGGCCGCGACAAGAAGAGGACCUUCCCCCUGUGCUUUGAUGACCACGACCCGGCAGUGAUCCAUGAGAACGCAGCCCAGGUAGAGGCGCUGGUUCCCAUUCGUCUAGAUAUGGAGAUAGACGGACAGAAACUACGAGAUGCCUUCACAUGGAACAUGAACGAGAAACUGAUGACCCCAGAGAUGUUCGCAGAGAUUUUAUGUGACGACCUGGACCUGAAUCCUCUGGCCUUUGUCCCCGCCAUUGCCUCAGCCAUUCGUCAGCAGAUUGAGUCGUACCCCAUCGACAGCAUACUGGAGGAGCAGGCGGACCAGAGAGUCAUCAUCAAGCUGAACAUCCAUGUGGGGAACAUUUCUCUGGUGGACCAGUUUGAGUGGGAUAUGUCAGAGAGAGAGAACUCACCUGAGUCGUUUGCACUGAAGCUUUGCUCUGAGCUUGGUCUGGGUGGAGAGUUCGUCACCACUAUCGCCUACAGCAUUCGCGGUCAGCUCAGCUGGCACCAGAGGACCUACGCCUUCAGUGAGAACCCGCUCCCGACAGUAGAGAUUGCCAUCCGCAACACAGGUGACGCAGACCAGUGGUGCCCCCUGCUGGAGACCCUCACAGACGCUGAGAUGGAGAAGAAGAUCCGAGACCAAGACAGGAACACGAGGCGUAUGAGACGACUGGCCAACACCGCUCCCUCCUGGUAGAAAAGAGACCUGAAGCUGCAUCAGAUGACGUGUCCUCCGGAGACUCGCACACAGGUCCUCCUGAAAGCAUCGAUGAAGCAUCUGGAUGUUCCUGUAAGCAUGACUGACACUCACGGACACCUGGUCGGUCUCCAUGGACACCUCACUGACUGAAUGCAACACACACACACAUAUCCAGGCAUUCCUCUGCUCACACAGUCUACCGUCAUCAUGCUUCACCUUGCCUUUUAGCACACCAGUCAUAGCAACAGUUAACCCCAGCAUCACUGUAAGCUAGUGUUUGUCAUUGAAGGAGGUUUAUCUAUCUGUUACAUGCGUUACUGUUACACACACACACCACACCCUGCAGUGUGUGAAUACACCACGUCAUGUCAAACCAAAGCACUUGGUUUCAUCACCGUCACUGACGUCACGGUCGGCCACGACAUGGAUUUUGCAAUACCGUCAUUACCGUGAUAAACACACACACGCUUUGGUUUAGCACACACACACGACGGAGAUACAACACCCAAUAAACCAUGGCUGUAUUCAAAACCGCCUACUACAUACUACUGACGAACGCAGUAAACAGUAUACAGUAUAUACUACCUACUGCGUUCCUCAGUAGUAUGCAGUAUAUACUGCAUACUGCGUUCCUCAGUAGUAUGCAGUAUGCAGCGGUUAAAAGUGAUGUAUUAUGCCCGGCUGGCGAGGUAGCGACCCCGGCAGGCGCUAGCUGGCUGUCACAGCAGUUUGUGGAGCUUCUAAACUCCGAAAGCGUUGGAGCAAAUGUUCGACUCGCUAACUAAUAUUGUAAAGCUGCCAAUAUUCAAGAUCUACACGGUUUAUUUCUCUCCUCAAAAAUUUUCAGAAGUGAUUUUUAGUGAUGAAAUAGCUGCGAAAAAUGUAAAGAAAAACGAGCCGUUUUUGGCUGCUGUUAAAAUGUAAAAACGUACCGUUCCAGCGCUUUGCAUUGUGGGAUACAGUUGGCGAGGUACUGUAGAUUUUGCAUUUGUUCGCACACUGCAUACUACAUGCUACAUUUUUGGCCAAAUCAGUACGUACUACUAGUACAGUAUGUGGUUUCGGAUACAGCCAGGGUGUCCUGUAGAGCUGAAACAAUUAGUCGGUUAAUCAACUAGUCGAUCAAUAGAAAAGUGAUAAUGAACUAUUUUGAUAAUCGAUAAAUCGUUUGAGCCACUUUCUAAGCAAAUAGUGUCAAACUUUUGCUUCUCAAACGAGAGGAUCUACUGCUCUUCUUUGUCAAACAUCAUUUUAAACUGAAUAUCACUGGGUUUUGUCAAACAAAACAAAACAAGACAUUUGAAGACGUUAUGAUGGACCUUUUCUUUCACUAUUUUUGUUAUGAUUUUAAAGACUAUACAAUUCAAACUGGCCUCGCUCAUCAAACCUUUUGUCGGUGGACGAUUACCCCCUGAAACAGUACAUUGGUGACAGAUGGUGGGAGGGUGAAUUGGUAAGCAAACUUGCCAACAAACAAAACCUCUCAUGCGAUCAUAAUCAUUUUGAAAGAUGCCGUAAUCUAGGUCCAGUAAAUCCUACACAUUAAUGAAUAUGUUAUUGAGCCACAUCAAAGUGUUUGGGCUACUUCGGUAAACUGAUGUUAGUCUUUUUACCUGACUGAAAUAACCAGUAUGUGUGUGUGUGUAAAAUCAAACUACAACAAAUCCCUGGUGAUGUUACUGCUGCUGUGUUCUGCUCAGACAGCAGGUCAAGUGUUUGCAGCCAAUCAGAGAAUUGAUUAUUUUUCUCUGCGUGUUACCAAGUCUGAUCCGUUAUGUGAACCAGUGUUCAUUUGCAUGCUAAAACAUAGGUAGGUAUAAUACUGUACCCUGUGCAUGAGGGACUAAUUGAUCCCAUUGUUACUUCUGUUUGCACCGUGCCUCACAUUGCAUCAGUGUCAGCAGACUGGAGCCUUUUAACUGGGAGUAAUUUAGGGGUAGUAGAGAGAGGGGGAAAAAAACAAGCUGACAAGAACCAAUGGUGUCUUUUUUAAAAGUGAUGAUUUUCAACUUGAACAUACUCCAGAGAAUGAUGUUAACGUAUGUACCGUCGCUUCUUGUUCUCUUAUUUUGUAAAAUUGAUUUACCUUUAUAGUGGACUUGUUUUUUAUAUGAAAAAUAACAAUAAAGAAAACUUGUUGGAAA
Messenger RNA from Sebastes umbrosus (honeycomb rockfish), 3368 nucleotides. RefSeq names its product SWI/SNF-related matrix-associated actin-dependent regulator of chromatin subfamily B member 1-like. The transcript is spliced from 9 exons. The record is from RefSeq and is a predicted model, not a curated record. Gene Ontology annotation, cellular component: nuclear chromosome; nucleus. Gene Ontology annotation, molecular function: transcription coregulator activity. The coding region runs from base 115 to 1221 and encodes 368 amino acids. Gene Ontology annotation, biological process: regulation of transcription by RNA polymerase II; chromatin remodeling. NCBI's taxonomy places the organism in Eukaryota, Metazoa, Chordata, Actinopteri, Perciformes, Sebastidae.